This is a messenger RNA of Ictalurus furcatus (blue catfish), 3196 nucleotides long. RefSeq names its product mannosidase, endo-alpha (gene manea). Gene Ontology annotation, molecular function: alpha-mannosidase activity. The record is from RefSeq and is a predicted model, not a curated record. Gene Ontology annotation, cellular component: Golgi apparatus. Lineage: Eukaryota; Metazoa; Chordata; Actinopteri; Siluriformes; Ictaluridae. The coding region runs from base 824 to 2167 and encodes 447 amino acids. The transcript has 6 exons.
AAGUGUUCAACGACAAGAGCAUCAAUUUACGUAGAUAUUUAUGUGCCUGAUUUCGGGUAUCUUUAAUGUAUUCGUAAAUAUACAUAGCAGCAUUUGCACACAGUUUAACAUAAUUAACUUUAAUACGUAGGAUACAAACUAAAUUCACGUAAAAAAAAGAAAAAAGAAAAAAGUACUAGUUGAAAAAUUCGAUGGUAGCGUGUCGCUAUAGUGACUUCGGUGUUGAUUUUAAACAGGCGGUUACGAUAGCUACCAAAGGGUCCUUGAAUCUGCUGAUAGUCUUAUUCAGCGUUUUGUCAUGUGUUGUGGUUAAAGUUCCAAUAACCCCGUCCUCCCUACGCGCAAGUGCACUCGCUGGUUUCUAAAACAAUAGCGUUUGUAGACUAUCUAGUGCACUAUAUAUUGAAUUUGAAGUGGUUUGGGAUUCAGCCUGACACUUCCGGGUAAACAUUGCUGCCGUUACUGUCACUGUUAAAUACAGCACAAGAAAAUCACUUCCUGCAAUGUAACUAAAGAACUUAUCUGAAGAAAGCAGUGUAUGAAAUUUGGAAGAGUUCUAAAACAUAUGUCAGAGACAAUGAAUAAAACCUGGCCAUGAAACCAGAGGGACUGUGGGGUCAGUAUUACAACGGAGAGAAUCCUGAAGACCUGACAGACGUUUACAAGCAGUUGUAAGGGACGUUAUGAAGCGAGAUUUAGAUGACAGCACUAAAAGGUGUUGUGAAUAAUGAUGAUGAGGAAGAAACAACAUGACUGAGAAAAGACGUGAAGACACCGAGGUCAGAAUUAGUGCAGACCUACUGACCGAGCUGCUUUCUGUGGAAUGGGCCUGUUUCCCCGGAGAAUGACGCGAUUUCAGCGCAAAAUAUGCGUCACUUUGACCGCACUGGCCUUGUUCGUCUUGGUCGUUCUGAAAAGGCUGUCUCCGGAUGACAGGGUCGCGGUGGGCGACUUUGGACUCCCUCAAGACAUGAAGAGAGAUGAUGAUGCUGGGAUUCACAGCAUGCCAGAGACCAGUGUGAUCAAAAACAUCUGGACGGAAAAGAUUGCGAGCAUCUUCGAUAGAGGCCCUCAAGAGAAAGAUUUUCCUCCUCCAAAUUACAACGUACACGUUUUCUACUACACGUGGUACGGAAACCCUCGGUUUGACGGGAAGUACAUUCAUUGGAAUCAUCCGUACCUGCCACACUGGAACCCCAAAAUAGCACUGGGCUACGCAACAGGAACACACCAGCCUCCAGACGACAUCGGGGCCAAUUUCUACCCCGCCUUAGGGGCAUACAGCUCUCGGGAUCCUUCUGUUAUAGAGGUUCAUAUGCAGCAGCUACGGACAGCAGCCAUAGGUGUUCUCGCGGUGUCCUGGUACCCGCCUGGCAUGAAGGACGAUAACGGCGAACCGACCGAAGACAUCGUGCCUUUGAUUCUGGAAGUAGCCGCAAAGUACAAAGUGAAGGUGGUUUUUCAUAUCGAGCCAUACACGGGACGCAAUGACAAGAGUAUGCUUGAAAACAUCAAAUACAUUAUCGAGAAGUAUGGAGACCAUCCUGCGUUUUUCAGAUACAAGUCAAGCACUGGAAAGCUUCUUCCGUUGUUCUAUAUUUACGACUCCUAUUUGCAAAGUCCAGGAAUCUGGGCUCGGCUGCUUAAGAGCACCGGGAAGAGAAGCAUCCGAAACACCGCGUACGAUGGCAUCUUUAUCGGCCUGCUCGUGGACGAGAAACAUAAAGCCGAAGUCCUGGAUGCCGGCUUUGACGGCGUUUACACGUACUUUGCAACUAAUAGCUUUUCCUACGGCUCGUCCCAACAGAACUGGAGAUCCAUUAAGGCUUUCUGCGACAGCAACAAUUUGAUUUUCAUCCCCAGCGUCGGUCCAGGCUAUAUCGACACCACCAUCAGGCCCUGGAACGGUCACAACACACGGAACCGCAUCAACGGCAAGUAUUACGAGACGUCUCUGAAAGCGGCGCUGGAGGCCAGGCCCGAAAUCGUCUCCGUGACUUCGUUUAACGAGUGGCACGAAGGAACUCAGAUCGAAACAGCUGUACCUAAGACACGUGGCCAGACUGCUUACUUCGAUUAUCUUCCCUACAAACCGACUUUGUAUUUAGACCUCACGCGCAAGUGGGCGGAGAAAUACCGAGAAGAACAAGAGAAAUGGCUACAGUGACGAGUAUUGUAUGUCCCAGAUGAUGUCACAGUCAGCGGAACGUCCGUCAAAUGUCCUGAUUGAAACGACAGCGAGAAGAAUUAAAUACACAUAAAUACAACCUUAUGAUUAUUGAUUAAUCUGGGAAAAAUAAGAGAAAAAAUCAUAACAUGACCUUUGUUGAUUCCAGUUGUGAAAGUAUAGAAAGUGGAUAGUUCGACAGAUUAUUCAUCACUUUUGAUCGUCAUGUUGUUGCAGGAAUUCAUUUCCGAAUAGGCUUCACUUAAUUUUGCUUUGAUGUAUGAAUUCUGUAAAUCUGAGAGUUUUUCUCCCAAUAAAACAUGUUGACAUUUCCACGAAAACCGAAAUAUAUUUUCACUAAAAUGACAUGCAAAUGUUUUUAUUUGGCUACUAGCUCACCUCGGCUUGGGUAUCUUCUUGCAAAGAGCAUGCUGGGUAAAGAGGCGGUUUAACAAACGCAGUCUAAAACCUAAGUGCUAACUAAACUAAGUGAUCUCCCCUCACACAGCGAACGCCAGACGUCGAUCACGUUCUCGGAUAGCGACAGCGAGGAGAAAUAAGCAUUCGGAUCCUUGCGUUUUUAGUCUUAUUUAAUAAACUUCCAGCGCAUACAGCCAAAGACACGUUUACGACCCGACCCGUCUUACCGAUGUGAUUUCUCUCGCUCGACGACGGCAACUCCGGCAAAACGAGUUGUUAUACUGUCGGGGGCGGGACACUUCAGAAUCGAGAGCGCGUUCGAUUGGACGGAAAAUCUGAAAGCGCGGAAUGAUGCGAUCAGAAUUGUUGAUGCGUCUUGGUGGUAGACGGGACUGUACGUUUUUGAGUGCGUACAUCUUCUAAAUCUUCAAUAAUUUUGUCGUUUUGUGGCACACCGGUUUAUAGAUAACAUUAAGGCUGACAUAUUCGUACUAAAAGGCACUAAAACAAUAUAUAAAACAAAAAACAUAUAUAUAUAUAUGUAUAUAAAUAUAUAUAUAUAUACUGCAUCCAGGUGAUCAUGGACACCAAUCACACUGAGAACUGAGA